Gossypium raimondii (Peruvian cotton) is the source of this 717-nucleotide messenger RNA. RefSeq lists its product as uncharacterized. Lineage: Eukaryota; Viridiplantae; Streptophyta; Magnoliopsida; Malvales; Malvaceae. Bases 150 to 515 code for a protein of 121 amino acids. The transcript has a single exon. The record is from RefSeq and is a predicted model, not a curated record.
ACCCUUAAAACGCGCUCUUCGCUAUCCCCCAUAAAAGCAAAACUACCCUUCUCAACAUUUAACAAACCCAAACUGAUCAACCACAACAAGAAGAAGAAGCUCCAAGGAAGAGAGGAAAUCAUUAAACUAUUGAUUUCGUUUGAGGCCUAAUGUUGGAAUCUGAGUACUCUUCAGCUGAGUUGCAAUGGACGUUGUUGAUGUCGGACUCCGACAUGGCAGCAGCCGCGCAACAACUGAUGCAACUCAGCGAUGAAGAUAACAGCAGCAGCAGCAGCAGCAGCAAUGGCAACAACAAUAACAAGAAAAUCAUAGCGAAGAUGAUGAAAGACGAGAGAUACUUGGAACAAAUUCAAAAUGAGAUAACUUCAGCAAAGAUUGAAGAAAUUUUUGGGAAAGAAGAGAUUUCAAGACCAACUAAGAAGCGGAGGUAUCGGUUCCUUGAGAGUAUUUACAAGGAGACAAAACCUAUGAAGGUUAGCUAUGGGAAAGGGAAUGGGAAUAGUUUGUGCUAUUGAAAUAAACCCUAAUGGGAAAAUUUUGUGUAAAGAUGGAUUACUAUUUGUCUAAUGAAGACUUGGUUUAUUUUGGGUUGCUCGUUUGGUGAUAGAACUAAGCUUGUUGAUCAUUGUUUUCUUCUGGGUUUGGGUCAUUAAUCAUGAUCAUGAAGCUUUGAUCAACUGACUUCUUACUUUUUAAUAAAAUUUUGGAUAGAUUUAA